Gongylonema pulchrum is the source of this 315-nucleotide messenger RNA. The record is from the annotation of a GenBank genome assembly. NCBI's taxonomy places the organism in Eukaryota, Metazoa, Nematoda, Chromadorea, Rhabditida, Gongylonematidae.
GAAAUCAAUGGCUCAGGCAGUAUGCCAGUGACUGAUGUACCGACCUAUACGGCAAAUAUAACCAGGCUUACGACUACUUCGUUUUAUCCACCGUUCGAUGUGAAUAUUCACGAAAUAGAGCGGAGGCCUGAGGAAGAUGUGGCGAUCGAGGAGGUACCCACAAGGACAACAGUGCAGUCCUGGACAACGACGUCCAUAAGGCCGCCACCAACGUCGUUGACCACUGAGGAGCCCGCACCGCCAACAGUAUUUGAAGAGAAGCGCAACAUUCCAUUUGAUGUUCUGCUCAAGCCCGGUGUUCUAGCUGGUAAGUGA